Molecule: messenger RNA, 1176 nt
Organism: Piliocolobus tephrosceles (Ugandan red Colobus)
Lineage: Eukaryota; Metazoa; Chordata; Mammalia; Primates; Cercopithecidae
Product: zinc finger and SCAN domain-containing protein 5A
Exons: 2
Biological process (GO): regulation of gene expression
Cellular component (GO): nucleus
Source: RefSeq, a predicted model, not a curated record
GGAGAGGACUAUCUGCUAUACAAGAGUAUUGACAUAAAAGGUGACCCAAAAUCUCCGGGACCCAAGCCGACCUUGGAGAAGGAGCUGAAGGAAAACAGGGAAGAGAACCCAGGACUUACAUCCCCAGAGCCUCAGCUUCCAAAGCGUCCCACAGAUCUGGUGAGAGCAAAGGAGGGGAAGGAACCCCCAAAAAUAGCCUCUGUGGAAAAUGUGGAUGCUGACACACCUUCUGCCUGCGUUGUGGAGAGAGAAACUUCGACUCACAGCGGGAACAGAGGAGACGCUCCAAAUCUCAGAGGUCCCAAAAGAAGCAAACGGGACGCCUCCUCCGUUUCCCAAGAAGAACCUCAAGGAGAAGCCACACCUGUGGGCAACAGAGAAUCCCCAGGACAAGUUGGGAUGAAUUCAAUUCAUUCCCCAGGCCCUGCGAGCCCAGUCAGUCACCCUGAUGGCCAAGCAGCCAAGGCACUGCCACCGUUUGCAUGUGACGUGUGCGAUAAGAGGUUUACCUGUAAUUCCAAGCUAGUCAUCCACAAGAGAUCACACACAGGAGAGAGGCUCUUUCAGUGUAAUCUCUGUGGGAAGCGUUUCAUGCAGCUCAUUAGCCUCCAGUUUCACCAGCGAACCCACACCGGCGAGAGGCCCUACACGUGUGACGUCUGCCAGAAGCAGUUCACCCAGAAGUCCUACCUGAAGUGUCACAAGAGAAGCCACACAGGGGAGAAGCCCUUCGAAUGUAAAGACUGCAAGAAAGUUUUCACCUACAGGGGGAGCCUGAAGGAGCACCAGCGCACCCACUCCGGAGAGAAACCCUAUAAAUGUUCCAAGUGUCCAAGAGCCUUCGGUCGGCUGAAGUUGUUAAGACGCCACCAGAAAACACAUCCAGAAGCCACUUCUCAGUGAUUGCAUAAUCCGGUCUAUGCCUUCUGCACCAAGAAGAAGUGAAUGAUGAUUUUUCACUGAUGUUACCAGAUGACAUUGGACACCUGCAAGGGCGCCUGGCACACAGAGGGCGUGCCCUAGAUAUGAAUUGCCAUGGUGUUUGAGUAAAUAUGUAUCCUCCCCACUGAGCUUUGUUUUCUGUUUCAUUAUGUCCAUUGUUUUCUUAUAGGUUUAUUUUGGUUUGUGUUGCUGUUCUUUCAAUAAACGAUCAUCUUAUUAGUUUUCAAUACUGUA